AUGGCUGCUCGACCUGCCCCACUCUCUUUUGCGUCACUACCUCCUCACGCGCCGUUCGCGUCGACACAACAGGCAGGCGAGUCGGAGCCACCCAAACGUUGUCGUUCCUCACCCCCUCCCAUUCACACCGCCAAUCGAGACCCAUUCAACCCUCAGACCCCUCCCACGUCUUCUACAGCUCUUCCCCAGCAAAACCCUUUCUCACCACCAGCUUCAGUUCGCUCAUUCUCGGCCGGAGGCGCUGACUCUCCUGCAUACCCCUUUGCCAGUCCUGAAAGCACUCGCGCGUCCAGUCUUAUCGACGUCACUCAUGGACGUGCGUUUUCUACGUACUCGAUUGGGACUCUAGCUGGCCCUAAUGAACGCGGUUCGUUCAGUCGCCCCACAACAGCUUCUUCUAGUGCACUGGCGGGAGGCGGCAGUACACCUACAACUCGUCGCGAAGCAUUUGCAUCGCCGCCUGCCCGCCCAAUGACCAUCUACGCCACUCCCAAUACAGCACGUCUCCGUCGCGACCGUCCUAAAUCGACUGCAUUGCUUAACCCUGCGACGAAGGCCGUCCAGGAGGAAGAGGAAAUCGACGAAAAAACUGGCAAAGUGAAGAAGAAGAAGUUUACUGUUCGCCCUAAGCUCAGUGCGAAACUCGAUAAACCGUGGGUCGGCACCAAAGACCCCUCUUCGAUUUGGGCCUAUCUAAUUACCUAUUUCAUGGUUUUAGUUGGUCUUGCUUGUGGUGGUGUGCGGAUUUACACUGGCUGGAAGUCGGUCAUGCUACUCAAAGGCAAUCUCUGCCCAGUCCUUAUUGAGGACUUCACCAACAAGACCACACAAGACCUGUUUGGAACUGGUGUCGCUGGAGAGGGAGGCACAUUCUUCCGUGAAGUGGACGCUAGCGGCUUUGGGAAUGGUGAAUUUGAGAUGACGACCAACUCCGAUCGAAAUUCGUUCAUCUACAACAACCAGCUCUACCUGGUUCCGACUCUUACCUCGGAUGUCAUUCCCACGUCAAGUAUUCUUGACGGCGCCAUCUACAACCUCACGGGUUGCACGUACAACAUCACUCACUCCUCCGGCUAUUCCACUUCUGGACAUGGGUCUGUCGGGAUCAAUACGACGGAGGGCGAGCAAGCUGACGGUGCUAUCGCGCCCGAUGCACUUCUGGAUCUCCCUGCUUACCUUGCAGCCUGCUCGGCUGUCUCCAAUUCAACACAAGGCAAAAUCCUUCCUCCCAUCAUGAGUGCUCGCAUCAGCACUCGUCGUUCGGCUCGUUUGCGUUUCGGGCGUGUUGAGGUCAAAGCCAAACUGCCGACGGGAGAUUGGCUUUGGCCUGCAAUCUGGAUGUUGCCUGUCGGGAAUGUGUACGGUGGAUGGCCACUCUCGGGAGAGAUCGACAUCAUGGAGGCGCGGGGUAAUGGUCCCAGUUAUCCUAAGCAGGGCAUCAACUACGUCCGCAGCUCGCUGAACUGGGGCCCUGCGACGUUCUUGAAUGCGGUUGCCAAGACAUACGGCUGGAAGACGAUGCGCCGGGACCGUUACGAUGCUGAUUUCCACACUUAUGCUUUGGAGUGGGACGAAAACUUUAUGCGGAUGUAUGUCGACUCGCGACUUUCGCAUAUGUUUGAGAUGCGCUUGGCCCAGUCAUUCUGGGAUUUCGGCAACUUCCCCACGGUUGUGCAGAACGGGACUGCAAGUGUUGUUUUGGACAACCCAUGGGUCAAUGGAACCAAGGCCGCGCCGUUCGAUCAGCCUUUCUACUUGAUCAUGAACCCUUGGUUGGAUGGGUCUGCAACUGCGCCGUUGGACUUUUUGCGCGCGCAAGACAAAUGGUACCCGACUUGGCCUCAAGAUAUAUCCAAGCGCGCGAUGGUUGUCGAUUCGGUGAAGAUGUGGGAGAAGUGUUGA
Molecule: messenger RNA, 1902 nt
Organism: Mycena indigotica
Lineage: Eukaryota; Fungi; Basidiomycota; Agaricomycetes; Agaricales; Mycenaceae
Product: GH16 beta-1 3-glucan recognition protein
Exons: 8
Coding region: 1-1902 (633 amino acids)
Biological process (GO): carbohydrate metabolic process
Molecular function (GO): hydrolase activity, hydrolyzing O-glycosyl compounds
Source: RefSeq, a predicted model, not a curated record